UUCCGAGUUUGGUGCACCAACAUAGGCGCAGACAAACUACUCUCCCCACCUGCUCUCGUUUGAUCUAGUGGAAGAUCUAUGGUUGUUCUACCCAUCUCUCAUGACAGGGGAAACGGAAUAGACUCGAAGAGUACUACUGCAUGCUGCGAGCACCAAACCUAAAGAAGAUCCUACACAUUUUCCUAACAAUCUCAUCUGAAUCAACCAAACAUCUCCCACCUUAAUUCACCUUUCUUCACCCCCCUCACAUCUGAUCCUUGAAGCCGAGCAAGUAAUACCGCCAUGAAUCACGAGGACUCCACCAUCAGCGUAGACGCUGCCAUCGCACUCGUUGGCGUCGUUCUCCUUGCUCUCAGCGUCGUCCUCUACGUAAUCUGCAAGAAGAGGUGCGCCGUAGACCCUGACGACACUAGCACCGUGGCAAUUCUCCCCGCCCACUCUCACCAGCUGAGCGACGUCGAGUCUGCCACCGACGGAUUCCACGGCUCCCGUGUCGUCGGCCAGGGCCGUCUCGGCACCGUCUACAAGGCCACCUCCGCCACCGGGGAUACCUACACCGUGAAGCGCAUCCACCACCAUUUAGUCCUCGGUAACCCGGGCGUGAGCUUCUCUUCCCGGAUGAAGUCGCUCUCGUACGCCAACCACCCCAACCUAGUCCCCAUCUUGGGCUUCUCCGAGGCACCCGGCGAGAGGCUCAUCAUCUCCGAAUUCGUCGGCAACACGAAGAGCCUGGACUACCAUCUGCACCAGAGCUACCUCGAGGACUGUCGUCGGCCGUCAUCCGGGCUCUUGAGUUGGGAUAUCCGGAUAAGGGUCGCGGCGGGGACGGCGCGCGGGAUCGAGCACCUGCACGACGGGAGCGUGCCAGGAAUCGUGCACGGGUGCAUCAAACCCAGCAACAUCAUGCUCGACAUGGACUUUUGCGCCAGGAUCUGCGACUACGGGCUGAGCUUCUUGGUGGAGCCGGGUGACAGGAGGGAGAUGGUCGGGUACAGAGACGGGGAAGGCGGCGGGGCGUGCAAGGAGAACGACGUGUACGGUUUGGGAGUGGUUUUGCUGGAGCUGUUGAGCGGGAGGAGGUGCGACGGGGGGAAGCUGGUGGAGUGGGCUCUGCCUUUGAUCAGGGAGUGCAGAGUCCAGGAGAUUCUCGACGGGAGAAUGGGGCUGCCGAUGGACCUGACGCCACUGACGAGGAUGGCGAAGGUGGCGUCGGCGUGCGUCGGCAAUGGGCGGAAGACCCGGCCGUCCAUCGCUCAUGUGGCAGCCAUUUUGAGCAGCUUGGAGGCACAACCUUGACAAGCUUCCAAAGCUGUAUAUGUAUGAUCUCUAUAGAAGACAUUUGUGCUUGGUGCAAUUAGAUUGGUUUCAUCAUGGGAUUGGAUGUCCAACUGGGGUCGCAAGCACUUUACAAUAUGAAGAGAAACGAUUUAGGAGAAGCUGAAUACCUUACAAACAAUUACAGAUUGCAAGUAGAGUAGUUGUUUUAGAUGACAUGUUAAAGUUCCUCAUCAUCAAAGAUGACCAAAACCUCUGCAGGCGACUCCAGAGGAAACUGGAAUAGCUCUGCAGGUUGCAU
This is a messenger RNA of Musa acuminata AAA Group (dessert banana), 1576 nucleotides long. RefSeq names its product serine/threonine-protein kinase-like protein CCR1. Gene Ontology annotation, cellular component: plasma membrane. Gene Ontology annotation, molecular function: ATP binding; protein kinase activity. Gene Ontology annotation, biological process: protein phosphorylation. The record is from RefSeq and is a predicted model, not a curated record. NCBI's taxonomy places the organism in Eukaryota, Viridiplantae, Streptophyta, Magnoliopsida, Zingiberales, Musaceae. Bases 283 to 1296 code for a protein of 337 amino acids. The transcript has a single exon.